Molecule: messenger RNA, 1071 nt
Organism: Rotaria sp. Silwood2
Lineage: Eukaryota; Metazoa; Rotifera; Eurotatoria; Philodinida; Philodinidae
Source: the annotation of a GenBank genome assembly
AUGGCUUACGCAAUACCUACAUCAUCAAAUAACUCUUUAAAUCAUAUUGAAUGGAUGUGGCAAUCGAAUCCAGAUCCAUGGUCGACAACUGAACCAACAGAAUGGGAUCAUUAUUCGGAUGUAAAAAAUUUAAUUAUUGAGGAAGCAUUUUCAAACAAACAGUCAAAAGCUCUGUUAGAUGGAUAUUAUAUUGAUUUUAGAAAUAAUCGACAAAUAUCCAACACAAAUAGUGAUAAGCAAAGACCUGUAAAGCGAAUGAUGCGUAACAGGAAAGAUAAAAAUUUACGGGAAGAGCGUUUUAUGGAUCUUCCUGUUGCUUCAAGAGGUUCUUUAGGCGGUCAAUAUGAUUGGAUAUCGCCAUUUGUCAUCGAAAUUAGAAGAAACUUGAAUCUUAAACCAGAAGAAUUACCAUCAAAAAAGCCGGAUUUGAUUCCCAUGCUUGUUGAAGAAGCUGCUCGUGGUAUUAUUGAAGAAGGAAAAUAUAUUGGAAAAGAACGACAAGCUGAAAAAUUGGCUGAAAUUCUUAGAGAACAAAAAAACAAAGGAAUAAAAGAAGUAUGGCAGCAAUGUGCUUACAUUUAUUCGUUGGAAAGCUUCCUCUAUAAAACGUUGAAUACGACAAUGAGAUUAGUCGGAAACAAAGAUCAUGAACAAGAAUGGAAAAGUAAAAUUCGUACAUUAAGACCAUUUUGUUUAUUGCUCUGGAAUGAUCCAUUUAAAACGAAAUUGAAAACCAAAAAGACACUUUAUAGAGGAGCAAAUUUGAAGUCUGAACAAAUUGUUAAUUACAAAGAAAUGGCUAAACAACGCAAUGAAUAUCGAUCAUUUGAAGCCUUCACAUCGUGUAGUCGAAAUCGUGAAAAAACAGAAGAAUUGGGAAAUACUUUAUUCAUUAUGGAGGUUGAGUCUGCUUUUGUUGUUGAUAUCAGUGAGAUGUCUGAAUAUCCAAAUGAAGAAGAAGAACUUGUCACACCUGAUGUUAGAUUUUGUGUUAAAAACGUUGAAUUUGAUCGCAAAACGAAUAAACAUUUGAUCUACUUGCAACUUCAACAAUGGAAGUCUGGUAAGUAG